GAACACCUAACACCCUCCGAGUGAUACUUAAUCUAUUCUCUACCACCCUCCAUUAUUGUCACAUUCCCGACUUGACACAUCUACUUGAAAUUCGUUCAGGGACCCAACACCGCCGGCUGGUACCGUGCACAUCAGCAGGGUGAUGAGGACAUCUAUCCGGUCACUUCAUCUCAGUUGGCCCCUCGCUGUUCGACCACAUUGUUUGAUCCGAGUUGCGAGAAGGAAAAAAAAGACCGAUAUAAGAACUUCCAUCGCCAUCAUCAAUACUCAGUUAUGGAGAAUAUCGUGAACACGUCGCUCGACAUCAUCCGCCGCCACAAAGCUCGGCACCCUCGCCUUCACUCACGCUGGGGCGAUGUUGCUAUAACGCCUCCAGUCGAAGGAGCCUGGUCCCAGUUCGACAACCCAUACAUCCGUGACGAGAGAGAGUAUGGGCCAGGCUUCAUCCCUAGUUUGGAUAUUAGUAACAAGGAGGUCUUGCUUCUCGAGUCUUCUACCGACGGCUCUGACGAUGAGCUGGCAAAAGAAAAGAACAUUAAAGAAGGGAGGACGGGAAAAGAAGCAGACUCAAAGGCUAUAUCAAAAGCCAAGCGAUUGACUCGAAUCUUACUGCCCUCAAGUGUCAAUUCGACCGUAAGGAAGUCUGCCGACAAAGGGAAGGCUAAUGAUUUCCAAUACAGACCCGUGCAACCGGACUAUGCACAAGAGGUUGUAGAGAAGAUCGACCAGCAGAGCCGACCUCAUUUCCGUUAUGUGCCCGCCAGUAGGCACUACUUGUAUAAUUUGAAGAGACAUGAUAUUCGGUUGAGCGAUAGCGAAAACACCUAUGGUCACUACGAUACGGAUGAUGAUGCCGAUGACGAGAACGAGAUCAAAGAAAAGAGUCGUAGCGGCAGACAGGAACGACAACGGAGUCAUUCCUGUGACCCUGACGUUGGCGGCCGGUCAUUCGUUGUAACCACGGGGAGACGAAAGCCUCGACCUUUUCGCGGAACACCCCUCGAAACAAUAAACAGUCCCACUAGUACUAUCUCUCUGUCAGACACCAUGUCAUCGAGUACUUUGUCACGAAGCUCAGGUCCUCGAGCUAACAGCACCUCUCGGCUUGGAGAGCAGGAACAUAGCCCAAGGUGGCACGCCAUGCGCCGCCUUGACACCAAGCCUCAGGUAAUCACUGUUCAGCGAUCAAAGUCUGAUGUCAAGAAAGUGAAAAGGCGAACGAUGACUCUUGAAAUGGUCCGCGAUCAGGAAGAUCUAUGGUACUGAGAUAGAUUAGCACAGUGCUAUAUCUGCCCGUCACAUCUUUCUUAUUUCAUUUUUUUCCCUCUUGAGUUGAACUCAAAGUAUAUCUUGUCUUCCACAUAAUGAGAGGCGUGUUGUCAUGGUGGAAUUCUCAUUUCCUUCAACUAUAUUCAGAUUGGACGAAUUCUUUUGUAUGAGGCUUCCCUCUUCUGGAGUUAAUAGGUUAGCAUGUUAGGCGAACAAUCCCUUUCUAUUCAAAGUAGAACCUAGGGCUUCCCAGUCCAAGCCCUAAUUCCAAGAAAAUAAAGAAUAUUGUGGAUGGAAUGCCCGAUUUUGGUGGCGCG
Molecule: messenger RNA, 1586 nt
Organism: Talaromyces stipitatus ATCC 10500
Lineage: Eukaryota; Fungi; Ascomycota; Eurotiomycetes; Eurotiales; Trichocomaceae
Exons: 2
Coding region: 274-1266 (330 amino acids)
Source: RefSeq, a predicted model, not a curated record